UAAUUGCCCCAGUUAUGGACAUCGACGACAAAUGGAAAGAGAGAGAGAGAGAGAGAGAGAAAAAUGCAGGGGAUUAAAUAUAAAUUAAUAAAUAAAUAUAGACGGAGAAAUGUCGGCAACGUGAUCGGAACCUCCUGCCGAAGUUAAAGAUUGAAGAAAGGUUCGGCAUGCUUCUGAGCUGCAAACGUCUCGUUUUCAUGUUGGACUACUUUUGUAACACGAUCCACAAGUGCGCACUUCCACACAUAUGUUGUUUGAAAAUAACAUUUUUAUCCACAAGAGGCUUGACGCAGACGCGCCAGACACAAGGCCUCGGUUACGACCACUGCAGUGGAGGGGAAGGGGAAGGUGAAUGGGCCAACAGCGACCUCCGUGGGCAAUGAGACCGGAUGCUUCCGCUGCGCAAUAGUGGCUCAGACAAAAGGAGGGGAAGGGGCUUUAUGGCGAGGUUUAGAUCCGCCAGACAGGCUGUUAUCUACCGAAGCAAACGAGCUCAAUAGCCCCCGUGGUAAAGUUAGUGGAAAAAACACCCUGAUUUAGCUUUACAGCCCGAGAGUCAUCGCAAUAGUGGCGUGUUUUCCUCAUCCGAGGCGUUUGUUGAUGGUCUUUUCUGCACACCCCCUGUCCCCCACCCUUUCUUGUUUGAUGUCUGUUUGCCAAACAAUGUGCACCUAAUAGGUGACGGUAUACAAAUAGGUUACCGAGAUUCAGUUUGUCUUAGUGUAAUAGUUCCCCCCCCCAAUGUCUUUAAAAAAAUAUGUACACGUCCAUUUCCGUUUCUUUCAUAACAAUGCAGUUUUUGUGGAAAUGCCUGUGGCCUCGCGAGUAAAUGCAGAAAUACACACACGUGUGUGACACAUAUUCGACAUUUGCAUUUAUCGGAGUGCCUCCAAUUGUUGCUGUUGCGCAUAGAAAAUGCAACGUGAAAUGCAAUCUGUAUAUGUUGUUUUCAAAUCAUAGCUUGCAUACUUGAAAUAUUUACUGUGUCCUCCUUUGACUUAUAGCGUCAUUUAAUUCCUAAAGGAGAAAACCCGCAGCUACCAUUUGCAUAUUUUAGUCUAAGGUUACACAACGAAGCACUAGCACUAUUCGUUAAUGGUGAAAUAUGUGCACGCGAUAAUAGCGUUGCAAACGAUAAACAAGUCGAACGCAGGUUAAAGAACACUUACAAUCCGCCAUUCUGGUUGAUGUGCAAAAUAAUGAAUUCGUGUUUACUCAGUUACUACAUUAUAUUUGCGCUUUUAUUUUAUUUGAAACACACAUAUAUACGUUAGGCCUCGUUUUAACACGUGCGAAAACUAUUUAUUUUAAAUGCCUUGUUGUUUUCAAUACAAUGCAGCGGGCAAAGUCAAAACAAACAAAACACGAUUCAUUACAAUGAAUAAUAAUAAUAGUACAAAAUAUGUUCCGUAAUGUGUUUGAGUCGAACUGUACGAUGUUUAGAUGAAUUAAUUGUUUGCCAUGUUAAAGCGCACUUUGCAAAACAAAUUGUGGCGCUCACGCACGGACGUCGCUGUGUAUUUUUGCCUCACGUGCAGCUCGUGUGUGAAAUGUAAAUUCUGAAAAUGUUGUCAAAAGCAACCCUCAAUCAACGUUAAAGUUAAUAAGCAUGUUUUAUUUUCAUGCCACAACACGCGUACGCAGACAUUAUCCAAAUUGGAGGGUGGAAGUAGCCACUUCAAUUUAGUCCUGAAAUCCACGAAGUAGCUUUCCCAUGUUUAAUCUCAUUAAAUCAGAAUUUUAAAGAAUGAUAUUAGAAUUUGUAGUCGUGAAUAUUUGAAAGUCGCUCAACUAAUGCAUAUUUUUAUGAUGUGUGUUUUUAACCCAAAGUGCUGCAUGCUUUGAACUGUUUUAAACAUUGUGUUUUGGUUAGCAGGGUGCUUACGUGGCCUAUAAAAUAGCUCAUAAAAUGAGCUUCGAAAAUACCGUGUCGUUCGCAUGCAGCAAGGCUACCAUGCAGCCGCAACUAACGGACUUUGUCCGUCAUCGCGUGUUUCCAUUCACAUUUUCUCGCCUCUAUCAAAUUGUAUCCAUUUAUUAGUAUUUUCUCAACUAUGCUUGUUAUUGGGGACUGUGUGCGUAUUUAAUGAGCAGAGGGGAUUGAUUUAUGCUUUAUUGUUCAGGCUGUAUGAUCACGUGCGCGGAGCGUCCAAUAGCCUUGCGGCGUGGCUCUCACAUUACAACCCACUGUAGUUCUGUGAGGGACCAAGUUGCUACUUGAUUUCUCCACAUUGUUAUUUUGUGAGGCUGUCUUUACUGCCUGUGUAUGUGUGUGUGUGUGCUUUUUCUGUUGUUGUUGCUGUAUAUGGCUCUGCUGGCCGGCUAACUGCGUGCGUGUGAACGUGUAGUUUGCCGCUAUGUCGACAUCCGGAGCGGUGACUAGUUACUACGUCGAUUCUCUCAUUCUCCCCGAGAGCGAGGAGCUCUCCAUGCCGAGAUACCCCUCCGGGACCGGGUACCAGCACGGCAGACAGCACCCCCCAUCCAUCAGUGAGCACGGCGAGCUCGGACCUUGCACCUUCACGUCCAAGCCCGCCGUGUUCGGCCCGUCUUGGAGCCACGUCCCGGCUCAGUUCCCGGGCGGCGUUUCCUCUGUGUACCACCACCCCUAUGGGCACCCACAAGGCCCGGUCGGGGCCGAAUCAGACGCCCGCUACCAGUCGUGGCUCCUGGAACCCAUGUCCGGGUCCCUGCCCAUGAGCGGAUUACAGGCGUCGCACCAUUACGGAAUCAAACCCGAAGCUGCCGGUUCGCACACGGCGCUGCUGCUCUCUGACUACAGCAACGGCUCGGUGCCGUCAGUCCCGGAGAAAGAGGCGGUCGCCGGCCGGGGAGUCGACGUGACCGGGGAGGUUGAAGAGAAACCCAUCCUGGAUCCCAAUAACCCCGUGUCCAACUGGCUCCACGCGAGUGCCACGAGAAAAAAGCGCUGUCCGUACACAAAGCAUCAAAUCCUGGAGCUGGAGAAAGAAUUCCUCUUUAACACCUACCUAACCAGGGACCGUAGGUACGAGGUGGCGAGGCUGCUGAACCUCACGGAGAGACAGGUUAAAAUCUGGUUCCAAAACCGCCGGAUGAAGAUGAAGAAGUUUAACAAAGAUGGCGCAUCUAAAGAUGAGUGACUGAUGAGUCAAGGAGAAUCACAUUGAGGCCAAUGGCGAGUAUUUUUUUUUUCCAUGCGGCUCUGCUGGAGCUUCUGGAAAAACUCGUUUUAGUGUUCCAUAUAUCAGAACCUAUUGGGCUUUAUCGUCUUGUACAAAAAAAAAGCAUGUUAGGCUCUCGCGUUGAAGCAACUACCUUUUUUUAUAUUGCACAAUUUUAACAGUGCCCCCUUUUUGUUAGUUGUCCUUUUCAUAUGGCGUUUUUUUUUUUUUUUUUAUUAGUAUCUCGUUAAAGUGAAUUAAUUGGCUUGUGCUUGUUUGGAUGUUUCCAGCAAUGUGUUCUCUGUUGUCUAUUUCACAGUCACCUGAGCUAGUUUGUAAAAUGUGUUGGAUUUUGUUGUUAAUUGUUUAUCUCUUAUUGCUAGAAUUAUGACUGAGUUUAUUCUGAAGGUUAUAGUAGAGAAAAGAAUGUAGGUGUUACAUCUCAGAAACGUCCUAAAGUAUUAGAAUAACACAGAAGCUCUAUGUUACAUGACUGACUACCUAUAUGUGUUUAUCAACUACCUACAAUAACAUAUUUUUCCGCAAAUUAUUGUAGAAUUUAUGGAUUGGUUAGAUAAACCCGAAUUUUAGGAUUUUGUUUUGUUUUCGGGAAAGCAUUGUUUAGUGAGAAAUCAAAUAACACACUGUAGGUUAAAAUUGAUUACCUCUCGGUCAGCCGACCGUCUGAAUUUUGGUUCUCAAAUGUAAUUUGUACUUUAUUUAUUAAAAUAAAACAAAUUAUCUGCACAAAUUGA
Syngnathus typhle (broad-nosed pipefish) is the source of this 3898-nucleotide messenger RNA. RefSeq names its product homeobox A9a (gene hoxa9a). The transcript is spliced from 2 exons. NCBI's taxonomy places the organism in Eukaryota, Metazoa, Chordata, Actinopteri, Syngnathiformes, Syngnathidae. Gene Ontology annotation, molecular function: DNA-binding transcription factor activity, RNA polymerase II-specific; RNA polymerase II cis-regulatory region sequence-specific DNA binding. The record is from RefSeq and is a predicted model, not a curated record. Gene Ontology annotation, biological process: embryonic skeletal system morphogenesis; DNA-templated transcription; regulation of transcription by RNA polymerase II. The coding region runs from base 2358 to 3122 and encodes 254 amino acids. Gene Ontology annotation, cellular component: nucleus.